Messenger RNA from Cyphellophora europaea CBS 101466, 927 nucleotides. RefSeq lists its product as uncharacterized. The coding region runs from base 1 to 927 and encodes 308 amino acids. Lineage: Eukaryota; Fungi; Ascomycota; Eurotiomycetes; Chaetothyriales; Cyphellophoraceae. The record is from RefSeq and is a predicted model, not a curated record. The transcript has a single exon.
AUGACAGAACUGACAGCUUCUCGAGAACCUCAAACCCCCAGCUCAGAUCCACAUAAAGUCGAGAUCCUAAUCCUGGGAGCCGGCUGGCUCUACCAGUUCCUGCACCCACUCCUCAACCAUAUUCAUAUCUCCCAUGCGGGCACAACUCGCAACGGUCACGACAACACGAUCCCCUUCACCUUCGACCAUACCUCCACCGAUCUCCAGCCAUACGCCAGCCUCCCCACUGCAACCACAAUCCUCAUCACCUUCCCCCUCCCCGGCGCCUCCGCGCCCAAAGUCCUCCUCGACAACUACGCCGCCACCCACUCCCACACCCCACACCCCAACACCAUCCUCCUCGGCUCCACCGGCGAAUACAGGGGCCCGGGCUGGCACGACCGCACCUCCACACCCGCAGGUCCGCCCUCGGAGCGCUGGCAGGCCGAAAACGCACUGCUCGCCCUGCCGCGCCGCAACGGCUGCGUGCUCAACCUCGCGGGCCUGAUGGGCGAGCCCGGCCGCGACGCCAAGAUCUGGGACCGCGCCGUGCCCACGACCCAGGACGGCUUGCGCGCCAAGGCCAGCGUGCAUUUCGUGCAUGGCCGCGAUGUCGCAAGGGCCGUCGUGGCCGUGCACAAAAGGUUUGCCGAGGCGAUGGGCCAGAGGUGGGUCCUGACGGACGAGAGGGUUUAUGACUGGUGGGAGCUGGCGUGGGCGGAGGCCUCGAGGCUGGAUGAGCGGUUGGUGCAAGAGGAGAGGCGGGCGGGCGGAUAUCGGAGGUGGAUUGUUGAGCUUAUGCAGGAGGAAGGUGUGCGGGCGUUGCCCAGAGAUGGCGAGGUGCUGGGGAGGCGGCUGGAUAGCAGGGGGUUUUGGCAGGCUUUUGGCAUCGUGCCGGAAGAGAGGGCGUUUUCUUGGCCGACAGCGCCUACGCCCUCAAAUGGGUAA